AUGCGCCCUGAGGGUCCGCCAGCCCACAGGCUCCAGUUCAGGCAGCCGCAGGGUUCCCGCGGUCAGGGUCCCGCAGCACAGGCGGUGGUCAGUGGGAGUCCGAAGGAGGGCACCGACUUCAGGAUGGAGCCUCUACAGGAGGGCGAGGCCGGGGUGCAGAGCGAGCAGGUAGCUUUCGGGGAGGAGGCGGUGCUGGGAGCGGAUGACAUAAUGGCGGAGGUGGAGGUGGUGACCCAGUAGGAAGCCGACGAGAAGCGGCAGGAGCAGGUCCAGCGGACACAGCCUGGCCCUGGGCCCAUGAGCCCAGAGUCUGCACUGGAGGAGCUGCUGGCCGUUCAGGUGGAGCUGGAGCCCGUUAAUGCCCGAGCCAGGAAGGCCUUUUCUCAGCAGAGGGAAAAGAUGGAGCGCAGGCGCAAGCCCCACCUGGACCGCAGAGGCGCCAUCAUCCAGAGCAUGCCUGGCUUCUGGGCUAAUGUUAUUGCAAACCACCCUCAGAUGUCAGCCCUGAUCACUGACCAAGAUGAAGACAUGCUGAGUUACAUGAUCAACUUGGAGGUGAAAGAAGCGAAGCAUCCCAUUCAUCUCUGCCAGUUCAUGUUGUUCUUUCGGACUAACCCCUACUUCCAGAACAAAGUGAUUACCAAGGAGUAUCUCGUGAAUGUCACAGAAUAUAGGGCUUCUCAUUCCACUCCAAUUCAGUGGUGCCAGGAUUAUGAAGUUGAGGCCUAUCGCCGCAGACACAACAGCAGCAGUCUUAACUUCUUCAACUGGUUUUCUGACUACAACUUCGCAGGAUCCAGUAGGAUUGCUGAGUCCCCUGACAGAUCCUAUGUAAGGACCUGUGGCGCAAUCCCCUGCAAUACUACAGGAGGAUGA
Molecule: messenger RNA, 876 nt
Organism: Piliocolobus tephrosceles (Ugandan red Colobus)
Lineage: Eukaryota; Metazoa; Chordata; Mammalia; Primates; Cercopithecidae
Product: testis-specific Y-encoded protein 3-like
Exons: 5
Biological process (GO): nucleosome assembly
Cellular component (GO): nucleus
Source: RefSeq, a predicted model, not a curated record